AUAAAAGGAGACGCAACAUUUCUAUUUCGAAAUAACAGAAACAAAGGAGACAGAGAAACUUUACAGAGAUUAUCUGACGAUUUACCAUGCAUCUUUCUGCUUUAUUGUGUGUUCUGGUCUUUGUGCUCGGAGUUGCCUUUGCCUCAGACGCCACGGAAUGGAGUUUUGUGACGACCAACAACAACGGCAAGAGAGUGGGCGUGGUUAUAGGACUCAAGAGACGCAGUAUGCUGCUGAUACCAGACGAAGAUAAAACUAACAAACGCUGCUCCACUAGAACCAUCAACCAACACGACUUCGACACGGGUUACGUUGCCAUGAAGGACCCAGUAAAGCGAUCGUGCUGGUUGAAGCCUCUUGGUGAAAGAGAGACAUAUGAAGAAACGAAAAGGAUCAUUGACAGUGGAAAAGAAAUGAUGCAGACCGAUGAAAACUGGAUUAUCCCUAAAAGAUAUCUGAAGAAGGGCCAGGUGAAGAGAGAGGUUGGAAGUCUGUUGGCUGACUUCUGUUCUGACUCAGAUGUCUACAUGCUGAAAAGAGAUACCCUGGGCCGCACUCGACGAUCGAGGAGCUGUACCCGUAACUGUGGAAUCUGUGCCGUAGCAGCCAAGCAUCAGCAGUAAAAUAUCACUGCUUUUUGUACUUCGCUGCAGAUGAAGAUAAAUAACAAUAAGCUGUAAGCAACUCUAUUUCACACUAAGCACAGAAUAAAGAAGUUUAAGCAGUAUCAACA
Messenger RNA from Gigantopelta aegis, 733 nucleotides. RefSeq lists its product as uncharacterized. The transcript is spliced from 7 exons. NCBI's taxonomy places the organism in Eukaryota, Metazoa, Mollusca, Gastropoda, Neomphalida, Peltospiridae. The record is from RefSeq and is a predicted model, not a curated record. Bases 87 to 623 code for a protein of 178 amino acids.